Molecule: messenger RNA, 8652 nt
Organism: Cherax quadricarinatus
Lineage: Eukaryota; Metazoa; Arthropoda; Malacostraca; Decapoda; Parastacidae
Product: NEDD4-binding protein 2
Cellular component (GO): nucleus
Molecular function (GO): protein binding; endonuclease activity
Source: RefSeq, a predicted model, not a curated record
GGUUCUAAGGAGAUCUCUACGAUUGUACUCAAGUUUCCAGGUUUGUUUUUGUUUCACAUGUUAUGCUCCAUAUUGUCGUCAUGUGAUAAGAAUUCUGGUUGUGGAAGCUGUGUUGACCAAGCUGCUAGACACACUGACAGUGUAAGACGAGGCUGGUAAUGGUGGGAUGAUGGACGCAUCAGUGUUCACCAUCAAGUUUGUGUGAGGAUCUUCAGCACUAAAGUUGAAAUGAACAGGAGAUAUGGCGGAGACAGACCAUGGCGAGUUGUUGACGAAGUUUGAGGAAAUAUUUGGAACAGUUGUUGAGCAUGAAGUCAUUAAAAUGAUACUUCAGUCAUGUGGAUGGGAGUCCAAAAGUGCUUCUGAAAUGUUACUAGCAAUGAUAGAUCCCAAGGACUUGCCUCUUCAUGCGCAGAAUAUACUGCUUGCUGAUUCCAUUGUCCAGAACUCUGCAAAGCAAUUAAGUGAUAAAUUAUCUUCGGAUGACAGCAGUUUAGUUCAGACAUUAAAUGUUACCUCUGGGCAACUAGAAAAAGACUUGAUAAAUCAUACUAAUAGACCUAGAAGUCCAGUAAGCAAUGAAAACGAGUUUAGUAUUUUAAAUCCAUCUUUGGCCUCUGGUACAGUGUUACAUCCUAGAAAUGGUAAUGCCAGAGUUUUUCGAGAAGAUGACAAUGCUGCUGCUGUCAUAAGAACUGAAACAGAAAUUUCAUCACCACAUAACAGCUUUGGAGGAAUAGGGAGUGGGUCCUCUUCACCACUUUCUCCUCAUAGAUUUGGAUUUGCAGUUGAUUUUGAAAUUAAUAGAGAACGUGAUACUUCUAAUUGGGUUUUAGCCCCAGAAUUUGUGCCUAAUGCUUUUAACCCAAAUCCUUCAGCUAACAAUAAUGGUAUCUGGCCUUUAGAAAUGAGCCAUUUCUUGAUGCAAACUCCUCAGAAUCCUAAAGGUAAAUCAAAAGUAAAAGAUAAUGUCAGUAAAAAGGAUGACAUUGUUAAAAAAAUUUUAAUAGGUACAAAAAUUAUGGUUCUUAUGCGAGGAUUGCCUGGUUCUGGAAAAUCGACAUUGGCCAAAGAAAUAAAAGGCAAGAAUGGUGUUAUUUUAUCCACAGAUGAUUUUUUUUUCAGCAAAAAGGGUAAAUAUAAUUAUGAUCCAUCCCGGAUUAGUGAAGCACACCAGUGGAACAAACAUAGAGCAGCUCAGAGACUACAGGAUGGUAAAACUCCUAUAAUAAUUGACAAUACAAACUUACAGGCAUGGGAAAUGAAGCCUUAUGUUAAACUAGCACUACAGUAUGGCUAUGAAGUAGAUAUAUUGGAUGCAGAUGCUCCAUGGAAGAAUAACCUGAAAGAACUUGCCAAAAGAAAUACACAUGGUGUUCCAAAGAGUAAAAUUUUAGAGAUGAAAGGAAGAUAUGAAAGAGAAAUAAACAUUGAACAUAUUAUUGCUGACCUACGAGGAUUCCAAAUAAACAAGCAAAAGUCAGCAGAUAAAGAUCCUUUAGUUUAUGAAUUUAAGUCAGAGGAGGAUGACCAGACUUUAUUCCAGCAAAAUAUUAAUGGUGGACAAAUAACUGAGAAUGCAUUCUCCAAAUUCCAGGAUGAUUUUCAGAAGAUUGAGGAUUGGAGUUCUGAUGCAGAUGAUGAUGAUGAUGAUGUUGAUGUAAUAAUUGAGGGUUAUGAUUCUGAGGAGGAAAAAGCUGAUUGUGUUGGUAAUUUAGAUACCGAUGGAAAAACUGAAGUUUCAGAGGCAAUGUCUGGCAAUGAAAUACAGGCAGACAGUAAGUUAGAUGAAGGAAAAUUUAGUUCACAUGUUUGUGGAAUUGCCACACAAGGCAAGAUAAAAAAUAUACAAGAUAAAAGAUUGUACCAAAGUGGAGAAAGCAUGAAAAUCUCUAUUAAAAAUGAAGACAUGGAGUGGGCUGAUGUAUCUGAUGAAGAGAAAAUACAAAGAUUAAUUGAAGAAGCUAAUGCUGAUAUUGAUAUUGCACAAAGUGAGAGAGACUGGUUUGAUUUAACCUCUCAGAGUAAUGAAGAGGAGGAUGUAAGUGACCAGAAAUUUAGUGAUUUAGUUAUGAGCUUUGGAUCCAUUGUAAGAGCACAGAUAGAGAAAAGUGCCAGUGGAAUUAGCACAGGAGCAGAGAUAGGUACUGCAACUUUUCAGACAGCAGACACACUUAAUGAAGAUUUGGCCAUGUAUGAAUUGUGUAGUAAUGUGGAAGAAAAAACUGGCAAGUCUCUCUCAAUGCUUCUAACAAGGUCAGGGGAAAAUGAAGCCAUGAAUUUUCUGUCAUUGAAUAGUAGCUAUGAUUUUUCAAAAAAUCAGGAAAAUGAAGCAGACAGUUUGUUUUCAUUUAUAAGUUUAAGAGAAGCAACAUCAAAUGUAAUGAAUGAUAUUAGUGUUAAGAACAAUGAUGUAGGAGUGAUAGAAAGUGCUAUUAAUGAUGGCAAGAACAAUGAUGUAAGAGUGAUAGAAAGUGCUGUUACUGAUGGUAAGAACAAUGAUGUAGAAAUGAUAGAAAGUGCUGUUAAUGAUGGCAAGAAUAAUGAUGUAGGAGUGAUAGAAAGUGCUGUUAAUGAUGGCAAGAAUGAUGAUGUAGGAGUGAUAGAAAGUGCUGUUAAUGAUGGCAAGAAUAAUGAUGUAGGAGUGAUAGAAAGUGCUGUUAAUGAUGGCAAGAAUAAUGAUGUAGGAGUGAUAGAAAGUGCUGUUAAUGAUGGCAAGAACAAUGAUGUAGGAGUGAUAGGAAGUGCUGUUAAUGAUGGCAUCAAACUUGGUAGCUUUAUUGAUAACAAUGAUGUCUCGUCUAAUACCCGUUUGGAAUCUGAAAACCACAAGAUUGUAAUGCUUGAGAAAAAUUAUGAUAAUUCUGAAGCGGAUUUUCAAAAGCACACAAGUGAUGAGGCUGUUGAAGACUUGGAAAGCAAUGAUAGACAUAUAAGUGAUAAAAUAUUGAUGGAAGGCAAGAUUUUGGAAACAAAUGAUGCUGUUAUUAAUGAAGAAAAUAUACUACUCAUUCGCACUGUUGUCUCUGAAAAUAAUAAACUUGAGGAUUUUAUCAGCAAGACUAUAAAUUCUCCUCAGGAUAUCGGCUAUCAUUAUUCAGUUGCAGAUAGCUUAGCAUCUUGGGAGUGUGUAGAUACAUUUGCAGGAGAAAGUUCUGUGAACUGGGAUUCUUCUGAGAAAGUUGAAACUAAUAAAUCAGUGUCACAGUCUUCUAAGCCAAGUAGAAGCAGACGUAAGAGAAUAUCAGGUGAUCCCGACAGGUGGUUAGGUGAUACUAAUGAAGAGACAAACAAAGUAGAGGAUCCUUCCAUAGUAUCUUGGAAACCUGUACAAAGUGGUAUACCGUCAUGGGACAGUAAUAACUCGCCUAUAUUAUCUGACUCUGACAGACCCCUAAAGCAAGAGAUUCAAGAAAUAAAAAGUGAAAAUUCUCUCAAACCACAGCCUCACACUGGUGCUGUACCAAAGUUUAGGAGACACAAGCAGCAUGCCAGAACACUUUCAGCAGCUAGUACCAGCUCUGGUAAUUCUGAUGAUCAGACAUCAAAUGAUACAACCAGUUAUCCUUUACCAUGCAUUGAAAAGAGCUUACAUGAUGCUGAAAAAAGCUCUAGAAUUAAAUACAUCCCUGCAGAAACUCAGACACUGUCAAUUGACUUUGAAGCUCUACAGCUAGAUAACAAUCUUUAUGAGCUAAAGAUAAUGUAUGGUCAGCCAGGUUAUAUUACUAAGUAUGACAGUGAUGUUCUUCCUGAUAGUGGACCAUUAACCAGGGGAAAACUUUAUCUUGACAAAAGUACUAUGACAGACUAUAGUGCAGACAUUACUAUGGUUGAAUCCUAUAGAAAUCUUGUAGCAUUCUUCCCUAACAUUUCAGAAGAUGACCUUCAAGAUGUAUUAGAGAAAUGCAUGUAUAACCUAGAUUGGGCUAUGAAUGUUUUAUUAGAUGGUGGUUAUGAAAUGUCAGACCCUGCUGAUGCAAGCAUUAGCUAUGAAGAGCCUAAGGAAGUAGAUAUAGACACAGAAUCAACAACAGAAACAACAAGUACAGGAGAUGGUAGGGAAGAUCCUUCAUCGUUUGCUGAUGCAAGUGAUAUUUCAUCAGAUGUAUAUGUUGAAGAGAAAUCUAGAAAAUUUAAGCAGAGCCAACAACCAAAGGACUUGGCUAGCAAAAAAGCAAUUGAACAAGCUUUCACUUUUAAUGAUUCUGUUGAUGACAGAGUUACAAGGCUAACUGGUAAAGAUGUUAGUGAGCUCAAUAUGAUGAGAGUAAAGGAAAUGAAAGCAAAAAGGAAACAAGGAGAGAGGAAAAUUGCAUCAAAUAGAAAUGAAAAACCAAUUGAAGAGAGUACCAGUGGAGAUGAUGCAGAAGGAGCACAAUACAUAACAUUAGUGAUGGAUCCCCUCUUUGCUUCUCAACUUACGAGAAUGUUUGGUCCUGUUGGUGCCUGUGAGAUUAGCGGUGAACUAACCCCAGAGGACCGGAGUGUUAUUCUCCCAUUAGAAUUUUGCCUCAUGAUACAUAAAUAUUGGACUCUUACUCUAGAUGGUAAAUUCAAGCAUGAAACAGAAGUUUUAGACAGCCUUAUCCGUGAAGAUGAAAGUCUUGCUCGUCGUUUACAAGAAGAAGAAGAGGUAAGCUUAAGAAAUGGAAAAAAUGAAAAAAUGGAGGAAGUUUUCCAAAAUGACCCACCUUCUCAAUUCAAGGAAAUUAUGGAUUUAGAGCAGGCACUACAACACAGCCAUGAAGACAGCCAAUCUUCUGAUUGUCUCACAAUGUCCUCUCAUCUUACUUUACAGCGUUUAUAUGCAGAAUACCCUAAAGUUGAUCCUAAUGCUUUGAAGGAGGAAUUUGCAAGAAGUGGCUUUAGUUAUCAGGAUACCGUAGAAAAACUUUAUAGACAAUAUGGUACUGAACACGGAACCCCCAAAACUGUAAUUGCUCCAGAAGCUUUGUACAGAUACGAGCAGCAAAUGAUCCGACAAGCACAACGUGAUAGCUUGGCUCAGCAAGAGAUAGAGGACUUGCUAACUACCCAGGAAAAUGAAGAUGAGCUAUUUCCAGAUGAUCCACAGGUGUAUCGAAAUGAAGCUCAGUUACAUUACCAUCAGCGUCAAGAGGCAUUCAAAAAGGCACAGGAAGCGUCAAGUCAGGGAAUGAAAGCAGUGGCAGCAUACUAUGCUCGUUUAGGAAACUUACACUCAACCAAGUUAGGUGAGGCCAAUCAGCGAGCAUCCAAGAAAAUAUUGGAAGCAACUAAUGCUAAUAGAACAGAUGCAAAUUGCUUGGACUUGCACCUUUUGCAUGUUCCUGAAGCACUGAGUGCAGCCCAAGCAUUCCUUAAAGAGAGACAGCGGGUCCUAACAGCUCGAGGGAUAAAGCAGAUGCAGGUUUCUUUGAUUACAGGUCGAGGUGCACAUAGUGUUGGGGGGCAGGCAAGAUUAAAGCCAGCAAUUAAAGAAUUUCUUCAGAAAAGUAAAUUUUUGUUCCAUGAAGCAAAUAGUGGAAUGUUUACCGUUACAUUACAGUCAUAGGUUUCAGGAGGUUUAGAAAAUGCAAUAAUGGUACAUAAAUGAAGUAUUUUGAUAGACAUUCUGUAGUUUUUAUGGUUGUACAUUUGUCAUAAUAUGUAUCAUAAUUCAGUAAACUUAAGAGUUAUGCAAUGUUCAUUAAUGGUAAGAAUAUACCAGGUAAGUAUCAAGAAAGUGCUAUGUGCUUAUAAAGUUUGGUCCAGUCCUGACAUUAUCAUUGGCUUGUACAGUCUUGUUAAUAGUGUGGUUUUAAUAUUUUUAUUCACCCCCAAAUCAUUAUAUACUUUUCUCUUAUUAAUCUUAUUUUAUUGAUAGUUUAAAUCAAAAGCAUAGUAUAUAAUAUUUUAUAUGCCUUUUUAACUAUGCUUUUAUUUUAUAGUACUUGCAAUUUGAUGGUUUAAAUUGUAAUAAGUGGAAUUUUUAAUUAAAAUAUUUCCUACUCCAAUUAAAGAUAGAAAUAAAAUUAGCAGUGAUUUUUUUUUUUACAUGGACUGGUGGAAACUGAAGAUAAAGAGAUGUGGUGCUAUUAUGUGAUACAUUUAAACCUUACUUAGGCUUGAUGACUAAUGGCUAGGACAAAGUAUUCUUUUUUAACUGAUUGAAUUGGUUGAUGUUGUUUAAUUUACAUAUGGUACCUUUGUAAUAUGCAGUUUAAGCCAUUUGUAGUGGAAAGUAUAUUUUUAGAAUGACUUAUUCAUAACUUUGAAAAAACAAUUAGAAGCAGUGCUAACCUUUCUUUGGAUGUAUGGUCAGCUUCAGCAGUUGUAUAGAUUUUUAUGUAAUUCUCAUUCUGCUUUUUUCUUUCAAACAGCUGGUAAGAUUUCAUUAAUUGUUUUUAAUUUGUUAAAUGAUGGAUUGUAUAUGAUAUAGGCAGGCAUAGGAUGAAUGCAAGUAAAAGGUGUUGAAUUGUAUGUGCUGAGUGCAGGCAUUGAGUAGUAUGUGACAUAUGCAGGCAUUAAAUGGGAUGUGUAAUGCAGGUACAAUUGUUAUUAUUUUAAUUUUGUUAUGGACAAGUACUGACAUAUUUAACAGUUAAUUAUUUUUUAUGAUGUGAAUUUUAUUUACCCAGAUAUAAUUUUCUGGGCACACGAAAGACAAAUUGCGUAAUGUCUUUUCAAGGUACAAACUUUUUUUUACAAUGCAUCCUGAAGCAAUGCUUAGAAGUGAGGUUUUUGCUGUACAUGCUGCAAAUAGUACUUUUGUACUGAUAUUCUUGAACCUUAUAGCAUUGUAGUGUUCUUGGUAAAAAAAAAAAAAUUAGAAUAAAUGCAGUUGUCAGCAUUUGUCUGUGAGUAAAUAUAUUACAGUAGAUUAAAACAUUUUUAUUUUUUAACAUACCAGCUGCCCUCCAUUGAGUUAAGAUUGCUCAGAAAAUAAGAAGCUCAUUCACCAUCCUUCAUUUAGUUGCUGUCUUGCCAGAAAUGUGCUGACAUCACAGUUCAGAUGAUCCUCUGAACUGUAGCAUCUCUUUUCUCAUUUAGAGUCCAGAUACUGUACUUCUCAUCUCAAGGACUUAGGUCCAACUAGCUGGUUUCCCUUAAUCCCUUCAUAAAUGCUCCCUUGUUCACACUCCAACAAUAUGUCAAGUAAUAAAAAACAAAUUUCUCCACUCUUAAUGUGCUCAUGCAAGCCUGUUGGAUGUUGAAGCCCUAUCACUUAAAACUUGAUUUACUCCAUACAUACAUGCCGUAGCAUACUCAACCACCUACCACAUAAAAACUUCAAACCCUUAUUUUAAUAGUUUCCUCUUUCCACCCCAGAUAUAGAUACAAUAUACAAACUCUUGGUCACCUUAUCUUACUCUACCCUUUCUACAUAACUAAACCAUCUUGACCUUUAUUUUGCUUCCCUAAUUAUGCCUUUCAUAUCACCACACUUCUGAUUUCUUCCCUAUUUAUUCUCUGCAUAAUAAUCACACCAUACAUUGCUUGCCAAUGUGGCUUGUUCCUAUAUAAUUCAUACUCUCUUAAACCCCUUGUCCAAUAUAGAAGAAACACUUUCAGCAACACUCACUCCAUUACUGUCUUGCCAGAAGCAUGCCAAUACUACAGCUCAGAUAUACAUGUGCAUGAAAUAAAUAACAAAUCUCCUUGACUCAUGAAUGAAAUCACUGCUAUGUCAUCUUCCACAUUUAAUAACUUUCCAAAAUAUUCUCAUUGAUCUCUAAUAUAAUCUACCUCCUUAUCCAACAUCUAGGCACAUUUCAUGAGUUUCAAGAGUAAGUAUGAUAAUGCCCACAAGGCAAGGAACCAGUAAUGCCGGUGAUUGUAAUUUAAGACGUGAGGCCAAGAGCUGAGACUCAACCCCUGCAAAUACAGCUUGGUUAGUUCAACUCGGUGAGUACUGUUAGCUGACCAGCUCAUUGUCUCCCUAGAUUUUUCUCACAUGUUUAUUUCUCUAAAACUGGUUCUUAGAAUAUUUUGUUGAUGGAAGAUGAUUCUUGCAUUUUCUCUUCCUCUCCUUCAUCUGUUUUUUAACCUUUCCUUCUCCUUGUAUUGUAGCUUUUAUAUAUAACUUUUUACAUUGCAAAAGCCUAUCCUAUGCCAACUUUUUCUAGUGUGUUUCCUUCAAGACAGGUGCCUUGACUCAGAUUAAAAGCUCUUGAUCCAAAGAAUUGAAGUUACCAUCCCCUUCCUUGGAUUAAACCUGAUUACCUCCUUAUUCCCUGGCACUAACCCUUGUAUGUUUAACACUUCCUUAUAAAUAUAAUAAGUUAUCUUACUGCCUUUUUCACAUCAUCCCAUUAAUCAUUCCUUUUUCCUCUUACAUUCACCAUCCUAGAAUCACAAACCUUUGCUAAGCACUAGCAAUUCAUUCUUAAAUCCAUACUGUUUUGUACCUCCUAGCUCUCUUCGUUCUUUCUCUCCCUCUUUCAUGCUAUCCUCCCAACAUUUGUUCAUAUCUCUCCUUGUUUCCUUUAAUUCAUUUACUUGCACUUAUUGUUUUAUCCACUGAGACAUUUCUCAUACUGUCUUCCUAUGGUACAUAUGAUGAAAUAUUUAUUUUUUCUGGGGUGGAGUGGUAAGCCAGCAGAAGGCCUCAGUCAGUUGACCAAAAGUUCCAUUGAGCAUGUCAUCCUGUGACUAGAACCACUGCAUGAGAAAUAUUCUGAUUUUUAC